Molecule: messenger RNA, 198 nt
Organism: Clunio marinus
Lineage: Eukaryota; Metazoa; Arthropoda; Insecta; Diptera; Chironomidae
Source: the annotation of a GenBank genome assembly
AUGACAUCGGAUCACAUUAUUCUGUAUGUUCAUCAAACAACCGGAAAAACCCUGUCUUUAGGAGAAUUUAUGAAAAUUUUAAUAAAUGAACUUUUGAAUAUUGUCGAAAGUUUUCUUUCAUCAAACAACGAACAUGAAAAGACGUCGACAAGAGAGGAGAAGAAAAAAGAAACUUCAAAACAAUAUUUACAAGAAUAA